Molecule: messenger RNA, 3037 nt
Organism: Meriones unguiculatus (Mongolian gerbil)
Lineage: Eukaryota; Metazoa; Chordata; Mammalia; Rodentia; Muridae
Gene: Il23r
Product: interleukin 23 receptor
Exons: 11
Coding region: 61-1980 (639 amino acids)
Biological process (GO): cytokine-mediated signaling pathway
Cellular component (GO): external side of plasma membrane
Molecular function (GO): cytokine receptor activity; protein binding
Source: RefSeq, a predicted model, not a curated record
AAAGAAGUCACCGCAACCAUGAGGACAGCUGCUUGGCUCUGAAGAGAGAAAGUGCCACAAAUGAGAAAAGAGAGAGAAAGAAGAGCUUUCUUCUUCAUUUGGGGCAUGUGUCACCGCACACUCCUGUUGCGUGUGGUAAUAACCCUUCACGUGUUCUUAGGAUGGUGUCAUGGAGGAAUUACAAAUAUUAACUGCUCUGGUAACAUGUGGGUGGAACCUGGUGACAUUUUUCAGAUGGGUAUGAAUGUUUCUGUAUAUUGUCAAGAAGCCCUGAAGAACUGCCGACCAAGGAGGCUUCACUUUUAUAAAAAUGGCCUCAAAGAAAGGUUUCAUAUCACAAGGAUUAAUAGAACAACUGCCCGACUUUGGUAUAAAGGCUUUUCGGAACCUCGUGCCUCUAUGUAUUGCACUGCUGAAUGUCCUGGGCAUUUUCAAGAGACUCUCAUUUGUGGAAAAGACAUUUCCUCUGGAUAUCCGCCGGAUGCGCCCAGCAAGGUGACGUGUGUCACUUACAAAUACUCGAGCAACAUGACCUGCGCCUGGGACACCGGGAAGCCCACCUACAUAGAUACCAAGUAUGUGGUGCACGUGAAGAGUUUAGAGACAGGAGAAGAGCAACAAUAUCUUGCCUCGAGCUAUGUUAACAUCUCCACUGACUCACUGCAAGGUGGCAGGAAGUACUUGGUAUGGGUCCAAGCUGUCAAUGCCCUAGGCAUGAAGGACUCCCAACAACUACAAGUCCAUCUGGAUGAUAUAGUGAUACCUUCUGCAUCCAUCAUCUCCAGGGCUGAGACUGUAAAUGCUACUGUGCCCACGACCAUAAUUUCCUGGAAUAGCAACUCCAUGGUUGGAAAAGCAUUCUGUGAAAUACGAUACAAAACAACAACAAACCACACAUGGAUGGUUAAAGAAUUUGACACCAACUUCACAUCUGUGCAGCAGUCAGAAUUCUACCUGGAGCCGAACAGCAAAUAUGUAUUUCAAGUGAGAUGUCAAGGAGUGGGUAAAAGAAUCUGGCAGCCUUGGAGUUCACCCUUUGUCCACCAAACUCCCCAGACAGUUUCCCAGGUCACAUCAAAAUCAUCCCAUGAACCUCAGAAGACUGAGAUGCUCACUGAUACAAUCUUCAAAGGACAUCUUAUUUCUGAUAAUAGUCAAGACAUUGGACUUUUGUCGGGAAUGGUCUUCUUGGUCAUCAUGUUGCUGUUUUUUACUCUGAUCGGGAUAUUUAACAGAUCACUUCGAAUAGGAAUUAAAAGAAAAGUCUUACUGAUGAUCCCUAAGUGGCUUUAUGAAGAUAUUCCUAAUGUGGAAAAUAGUAAUGUUGCAAAACUAUUACAGGAAAAAAGCAUAUUUGAGAACAAUAAUGCCAGUGAGCAGGCCCUGUAUGUGGAUCCUGUGCUUGCAGAGAUAAGUGAAAUCUCUCCGCUGGAACCCAAGCCCACAGAUUACAAAGAAGAAAGGCUUGCAGGACUCCUGGAGACAAGAGACUGUCCACACACAGCAUCGUCUACCGGUUCUUCUGUUGUGUACAUUCCUGACCUCAACACUGGAUACAAACCCCAGAUUUCAAACGUCCCCCCUGGAGGAAACCACUUCAUUAACGGAGAUACGAGAGGCUCUGCAACCCUCGAGGCCACAGGUGGCCACUUUGCCAGACUGAAAGCAUAUCCCAGCUUCGCAUUUUCUGCCUCAAAUAUGACUUUACUAAGCAAAACACUAACUUUUGAUGAAUUGAAUCUAGUUUUAAAUCAAGAUGAACUCAAUCCUCUUGACAUACAAAACUCAAGACAGGAGGAAACCAGUAUGAUUUUGGGGAGCGACUCACACAGUGAGACUGUCCCGGAACAGACUCUGCUGUCUGAUGAAUUUGUCUCCUGUUUGGCAGUCGGGAGUGCGGACUUGCCAUGUAUUAAUUCUUACUUUCCACAGAACGUUUUGAAAAGCCACUUCAGUGGGAUUUCACUAUUGCAAAAGUAAGACUAUGGCAUCAGAGUCGGUGUGAGAUGCCGCCCUCCCCCUGCAAGCCAAAUCUUACCUCAAAAGAAGAGCAAUUACUGUUCAAAGACAUCAGGAUGGAACAUGUCUCACUGACAAAUCAAAACAAAAGAGAGACAGUAAGGAUGUGUUUGUUUGUUUGUUUUCAUUUUCAUUUUAAUAUUUCCACUUGAGACAGGAUCUCACAGAGCCCAGCUUGACUCUAACUCACUAUAUAGCUCAGGAUGCUGAACUCCUGAUUUUCCUGUCUCUUCCCAAGUGCUGGAAUUAAAGGUGUGCGCCGCUAGAACCAUUUCUUUUAUACUUUCUUCAUUAAAUUGUAUAGAUCAGCUCUGUUUGUAUAAAGGAUAGAUCGUGCAGAACACAAAGUAGUGAAAUAAAUGUAGCAAAUGGGUCUUUUAAAAUCAAAACAUGAAUAUUUCCUUACCCAGGCAGAAACAAGUUUAAUUUUCAUCUUAUCACUUAAAAUUCUCCUGAGUAGAUAAAAUACAGAACCACAAAAUAAGGCAGAAACAGAGGCCAGAAGCUAAUUAACAUACUUGCUUAUUGUUCUUGCAGACUUUCCUUGUUUUAGAUUGAAAGACUGUAAAACAGUGGUGGUUGGAACCAUGGGCCUGCUUGGUCCAUUCAAGCUAAGAGCGGAGGGUGGUGGGCUUCCUUGUGCAGCAAACACUAAUAUUUACAUUCUAGCAAAAUUUGUGUGAGGUAGGAGGCAGAGGAUCGACAAGACAGGCACUCUGAUUUCUAUUGUCAACUAUGUGUUGAGUAUGUCAUAAAACUCUCUAAAAACAAAUUUGUAUCCAACUCUGAGAUGGUGAACAUCCAUUACAUUUACUCUUGUCCCACAGCCUGUGUCUGCUGCAGGCAUUGCAGGCUGGUCAUUACAUGCCUCAGUUUACUCUUUUCUCACCCUGUGAAGCCCUUGUGCUUUAAAGAAGAACAACUAGCUAAAAUGUAAGAAGCUUAUAAGGUAGCGUAAAUUCUGUCUAUCCUAAAAUAUAUAUGUAUAUGUUGUACUUUACGUCACCUAAAAAGGAUU